Guyanagaster necrorhizus is the source of this 1476-nucleotide messenger RNA. RefSeq lists its product as uncharacterized. Lineage: Eukaryota; Fungi; Basidiomycota; Agaricomycetes; Agaricales; Physalacriaceae. The coding region runs from base 307 to 1380 and encodes 357 amino acids. The transcript has 12 exons. The record is from RefSeq and is a predicted model, not a curated record.
CGCAAUCAGCAUGAAAGUGUGACUAGGAGUGGCAAGCACCAGAAUCCGUCCUAGAUGCCAACAACAAACUUCCGAGAUCAUGAUUCAACGGACAAUAUUCCCUGCAUCAUGGAACAAACGAUACCCCCUGUGAAGUCUCCCACUUAUAAGGCUGGGUCUGACCUCUUUUCGUCUUAACUUCUUCCACUUUUUAUUUUGCCAGUCAAGACAGGUUCUUGCUAGAUUCAAGCGUUUUCUUCCUUUUCAUUCAUUUUCGCGGGCGUUCCCAUUCGUUUAAUCCUGCAGUCGUAUUUUUUUUUUUGCAACAUGAUCUCUUCAAAGACCCUCUUCGCGCUUGGUUCGCUUUCAGUGUCUGCCUUGGCUCUACCCAUCUAUCGUCGAGAGGUGCCUCAGGAGCAUUCUCAUGAACAGUUCUUAACUACUGUCGGGGCAAGCCUGGCGCUUAACAAUCCUGACAACAUUACAGACCCUGUAUUUGGUCUCUUGGGUAAUGCUGCUGCUAUUGCCGGUGCGGGGAACAUCGCCGAUGCAACAUGUCUCCAACAGGCCACAGCGGACCAGGCCUUCACGAAUGCGAAGGCCGCGGGAGAUGUCGACGGCAUGGUUGCUGCCUUGAUCUACCGAGCUCUGGAGAGGAAUUCAGGGUCCGUUGGUGCAACUACCGAUGCCUGCACCAGUAUCCAAGCUGUGAACCCCGAGAUCGCUGCCAUUCAACAGCACCAGGACCCCGCUUCAGACAAUGCUGCAGCCGUAAACAAGGCCAUUGUGUUGGAACUCGCACAACAGAUCGCUGCUGUCGGUGGCAACGCACAAGAUGCCCUUAAAUCUGGCACUUUCGCGCCUGGUAAGAUCGGAGACCCGACUGCUGCUGGCAACACCUGCGAUGACGCCAACGACCCUGUCGGCUGUAUCUUCACCCAGAAUCUGUUGGUAGAAGACGCUACUGCCGAUGAAAUCGACGCUGCGGCAACGGGAGGCACGAGUGAUACAACUGACGACUCAAGCAACGCUUCCGGUGCCGCCUCUGCUGAUUCUGCCACGUCCACAGCAGAUGCCACAUCCGCCACUGCUACCGUCGCAGCUCGCUCUGACUCUACUGCUACUGCUUCUGCCGCUGCAGGUUCCGCCGCUGAUACGACCGGUACAAACCUGCAGACUUUUACCGGAGCUCUUGGGGGCAUAGCAGCACCUGCUGUGACAGCGGGCGGCCGAGGAUUUGUGGUUGAAGGCUCUGAUGAUUUCCUCAACGUUGGUGCUGCUCUCACCAGGUCAUGUUCCAUCCAGCAUAAUGCAUGUGCCGAUGCCGCAAAUAGUGGAAGUGCCGAUAUCACUGUGGGUGAUUGUGAUGAGCAGUCUACCGAGUGUGAGGCGGCGGCCUGAGCUCUAGCGUAGACGCUGAGGCUACUUCACAGCAUCUGUCUCUUCCAGUUAGUGCUCGCAUUCUAGCAUAAUACCCCGGCAAUAAAUUAGUGGUGG